AUGAAACCUUUAAAUAAAAAUGUAUAAGUAAUUCAUGAUUGGCAUGAUGGUCCAGUUAGAGUGAAUCUGAAAAAGUAUUGGAAAAAGAAUCCUUUGGAUUACAUUUAAUUACCUAAACCUUAUUCUUAAAAGAAUAAGAUAACUUAUUCAAAAAGAAUCAUUAAUGAUUUCGUUGAAGUUGUCAAUAAUAGAUAAGAGAUGGUUAAUGGUAUUGUUGAAACAGCCAAUCAUUUUUAGUUGGCAUCAUCCAAAAUAUAAGAUUGUUUUGCUGAGUUUUAUGGUCCUGAAACUCAUUAUCAAUAAGAAUUAGAUAGAGUUUUAGAUAAUGUCAAACCUGAAUUUAGAUACAUAAAGGCAAUAGCACAUUAGAAUCUAAAAAAAAUACAUAGUCUUUUGAGAAAGUAAAAACAUGAAACUCAAUAGGAAUUGCAUCCAUUUAAAAUAAUGACUAAAAAAGAUAAAUUGUUUUUACUUAGUGAUCCAAAAAAUGCUGAUAUUUUAAAAAGUGAUUCUAGAUAAUCUAGAACAGAAACUGUAACUAUUACUCCUGGAGAGGAUAAGUUUACAUCAUAAUAUAAAAUAAUGAUACAAAAAGAACAUUAAAGAGAACAACAAAAAUAAAAUAUGAUUUAAAUUAGAUUGUUUGAUAGUUAACUGAAAUAUUAAGGUGAUGAUUUUGUAAAAUAGAAUAUAUUCAAAUCAAACAUGAAACAUACCUACACUCCUAAAAAUAUUGAUAAAAAUUAUUAUGUUAAUAAUUUGAGACAUUCUACUUAGGAAUCUGUUGAAUUUAAAAAUCCAUCCCAUUUCAAAACAGCUAUACAUAGUCGUCAUAUAAGCAAAUAUACAUCUCCUAAUGGUUCCCAAGAUAUGAUCAUUGGAUAUGACACUAUCAAAGAAGAUAAAGUUAAUCCUUUAUAAUAUUCAAGUGAAGGCAAUAAAAAGAGAUCUUAUCGCUCUUUUAAGGAUUUAAUAAAUUAGCCUAAGGAAAUUGAAAUCAGAAAUAUGACAGAUACAAAAAAAUAUACAAGAACAUCAUCCUAACCUAUACUAAGUCAUAUAUGA
Molecule: messenger RNA, 1065 nt
Organism: Paramecium primaurelia
Lineage: Eukaryota; Ciliophora; Oligohymenophorea; Peniculida; Parameciidae
Source: the annotation of a GenBank genome assembly